Molecule: messenger RNA, 3492 nt
Organism: Manacus vitellinus (golden-collared manakin)
Lineage: Eukaryota; Metazoa; Chordata; Aves; Passeriformes; Pipridae
Gene: TPBG
Product: trophoblast glycoprotein
Exons: 1
Biological process (GO): negative regulation of canonical Wnt signaling pathway
Cellular component (GO): plasma membrane
Molecular function (GO): protein binding
Source: RefSeq, a predicted model, not a curated record
CACGGCGUCCUCUUCAGCCUGGCCGCCUUGCUGCAGUCCGGGGCCCUGCGCAACCUCAGCCGCCUGGACCUGGCCGACAACGGACUGCUGGUGCUGCCCGCCGGCAUGUUCACCGCCCUGCCCGCCCUGCGGCAGCUGGACCUCAGCAACAACUCCCUGGUGGGCCUGCAGAACGUCUCCUUUCAGGGGCUAGGCCAGCUGCAGAGCCUCAACCUCAGCAACAACUCCCUGGCUGUGCUGUGGAACAGCACCCUGGCCCAGUUCCGCAGCCUGCCGACCCUCCGGCACAUCGACCUGGACCACAACACCUGGGUCUGCGACUGCCCCAUUGAGGACCUGGUGGCCUGGCUCAAGGAGAGUGACCAGGUGGAGAGCAAAGAAGCUCUGACUUGUGCAUACCCUGACAAGAUGUUGGGCAAAGCCCUGCUGAAGAUCAACAGCUUAGACCUGAACUGCUCUGUGCCCAUAGACCUGCCUUCCCAGCUCCAGACUUCGUACGUCUUCCUGGGGAUAGUCUUGGCUCUCAUUGGGGCCAUAUUCCUCCUAGUUUUGUACUUAAACCGAAAAGGAAUCAAAAAGUGGAUGCACAACAUCAGAGAUGCCUGUAGGGAUCACAUGGAGGGCUAUCACUACAGAUACGAGAUAAAUGCAGACCCCAGGUUGACAAACCUCAGCUCCAACUCAGAUGUCUGACAAAGUGCCCCAGAUGCAGGGCAGAGCACAGUACCUAUGCAUGAAAACUAGACUUAUGCUUUACCCUCAUGCUUGCUUCCCUCUCUUCUGAGAAGUCUCAGACAUGCUUGUAACCUGGGGGGGAUAUGCCUCCUUGAGAUUUCAAGUUCAUUUUUGUUUUGAGAAGCUGGACAGCUGACCAUAACAUUCAGCUGUAUGUAGGAAACAAGCUGCUACCUAUUUUCCACCUUGCCUGUCUGUACUUGUGGGAAAUUUUUUUCAAGAUGUCAGAAGAAAAAGAAUUUUCUCUGAUGCUCCAAAGCCACCAGAGUUUAUAAAACAUUUACCGACACAGAUGUUGUUCAACAAAAGCUGCCUCAACAUUUUUGGAAAAAGAUGUUAUGUCCCUCUGUGCCAGUUUUGGUCUUGUAUAUCCGAAUCAUGAUGCGAUGAUUACAUUUCAUAGACUACCUUGAGAUUUUAAGAAAAUAACUCCUUUUAAAAGCUCCUCAUUUACAUAGGAGGAAAUCAAAUAGUGAGCAUGCACAAACACUGUAUAGUUUUACAUGUUAGAAAACUUAUGAUCUCAGUAAGUCUCUUACUAUUUUGUAGAUAUUUUUGAUUGCAGUUUACCUGAAUCGAGAGAUUUUUUUAUACAAACUGCACCUAAACUGCAUCUCAUUUCCUUCUGAACUGUUAAAUUCAAUAAACGGUCUUACAAGAACUGUUGCGUUUGCUAUUCAAUGAGAAAUGUAUGGACAUCUAGGAAUGUGAAUAGCGCUAUAGUCUCAGAAGUAAUAGCUUUACAGUAGUAAUAUGAAUAAAAUUUUAUACGAAUGUGUAGCUUAAAGACAUAAAUGUUUGGCAGUUUUGUGAUAUAUGCUAGAAGAAUUACACUGAUCAAUGAUGGGAGCAGUUUCGUUUGGCACAAACCCCACAGUCUGCUCUCAAAGCAACUGCAAAACGUUGAGACGGAUGCUAGGGUCCACCUUGCUGGGAAGGUACAAGCUAAUAGAAUUUUCAAAAGGUGUUCUCCAGAUUUAAAAAAAUAACCAAAAUAAGUUGUGGAGUUUGUUAGCUAGAGAAAAUUUUACCUGAAUUGAAUUAUUUAUUAUAAAAAACCAUACUUAGGUGCCCUGAAGUAAAUUAAAUGCAGCUCAGUUGUACAGUUGGCAAGCUUUAGGCUUAUAAAUCACUGCAGCAUUUAUUAGAUUGCUAACUGGUUCCUUUUUAAGGUCUCUGUUCUCGUGAAGUUCUGUUGUGAUCUGCAUCUAGUAACUUGAUGGAACUUUAUCUUAAAGCAUUUAACAGGUGCAUUUCAGUAUGGUAUGGUACUCAUGCUUCUUACUUGCUCGGGAAUGAAUUUUCUUGUAAAUAGAUAAGGCAUGCAAAAAAACCCUUAAGAAUGCAUAAUUUAAUAUGCAACUCUGAUGGCAUAUAAAAAGGUUGGCAAGAAUCUUCCAAUGGCUGCCAAUAAUCAAUGCACUUUUCUGAUCUAUUUAUAGUUUCUUAAUGAAAAAAAAAUACACCAGCUGUAAAAGUGAUGUGACUUGAUAUAUAUCAGUUUAUCUGUGGAGCUUUUUCCAUGGUCACUGUUACUUGAAGCUCUUGAGCAUCUCUCAAAUUUUAUGAAUUACUGGCUAAUUCCUUUUGCUUUCAAAAGUGACAAUUUUCUCAGAUGUAUGCUUUUGGUAAGAACUCAUAAAUAUAAAAUAGCCCUUAAAGCAUCAGAAGAAAUAUAAUCUCUUUAGGCUAUCAGUAUUAUUCAAAAAUAUUUUUCAUCUCUGCAACUUCAGACAAAGCAAAUAGCACAAGUUGGUUCAGAUUUAUUUUCUAUUGCUUUAAGUUGGAUUUGUUUAACAAAAGUGAAUUUUUUUAUGUAGCUUUGUGCAUUUACCCUUAAAAGGAAAAAAAGGAAUGGGUAUUAAAUACAAUUAAAGUAUUGUAAAUCAGUAUAUUUUACAGUUAAUGUAAAUUAAAUGAUAACCUUUCUCUUCUGCUGUCAUUUAAAUGUAUGAGCAAUAUCUAGUUAACAGCAUAUGAAUUAAGUUUGUGGAUUCUUAAAAAGCAGACUGCCAGUCUGAAUAUUAGCUGCCCGUAUUUUAAUAGCGUAAAAACACCAGUGUGAAGAACUAUUACUGUGCCCCUAUGCAAACUGUUCAUACUCGGUAUACAUCAGAUAGUUUAUGUAAGAAGCAAGAAUUUAUAGUAGUUACGCAGUGUGCUUUGUUGUAUCGGUCAUUUUGGAGAUCAUCAACUUACACUUACUUGUACAGUGCCAAGAGGAGCAGAGCAUCAUCCUUGCUUCAGAUGCUCCUGUAAUAUAAUAGAUAAAAUAUGUAUAAACCAAGCCAAUUCUUAGGCAAUUUCCUGAGUUUUGUUAACAGACACUUUAAAGUAACUACAGUAAAAGCAGUUAUCCGUGAUGUUUUAAUGUAACGGCUGCGCAUUUAUAGAGCUGUGUAAGGACAGGCAACAACUUUAAUUGCAUUUUCUCACCAAUGGAGCAAGUAUUUAUAUAGUGGGCAAGUGUAACCGUUGUACUACACUUAUUAUUCUAAAGAUUAUUAUUAAUCUUAUUUUUGUAUCUUAGAAAGUCAAUGUAAUAGAAAUUUAUUAGAGAUCUGGUAACAGCUACUUUAAAGCAAUUUUUGUCAUUUGCUUACAUGUGUAUUUAUUAGGAUGUAUCAUUUAGCAUGUGUCAGUGUUGUGGUGGAUAAUGUUCUCCUACUGUGUUUGACCAGCAGUGAAUGCUUUGGUGUUUUGUACAAUGCAUUAUUUGAUCUUAAAUCCCCUUUCAUAAACAGUGCUUGAAAUUUG